Messenger RNA from Phlebotomus papatasi, 3280 nucleotides. RefSeq names its product phosphatidylinositol 3-kinase regulatory subunit gamma (gene Pi3K21B). Lineage: Eukaryota; Metazoa; Arthropoda; Insecta; Diptera; Psychodidae. Gene Ontology annotation, molecular function: 1-phosphatidylinositol-3-kinase regulator activity. The coding region runs from base 405 to 1874 and encodes 489 amino acids. Gene Ontology annotation, biological process: phosphatidylinositol phosphate biosynthetic process; insulin receptor signaling pathway. The record is from RefSeq and is a predicted model, not a curated record. The transcript is spliced from 3 exons. Gene Ontology annotation, cellular component: phosphatidylinositol 3-kinase complex.
UAUCGUGACCAAAACGGGAAAUGCAACUUGAUUUUUUUCAUUCUAUUAAUUUCUAUGGAGAUUGUACAUCCUGUAGCAAAGCUAUCAAUUUUAUUUCAAUUAGUAUUCAAUCAACAAGGAAUUUGCUGGAAAAUCCUCGUGAAAAGUCAAGAAAAUACCAAGGAAAUGCGAUUUUUUGUUGAUAAUUAGGCCAAGUGUAUUUCUCAGAUCAUCUACCCACGGCGCUGUUUGUCUUUGCUCAUCAGGUACCCCGCAAAAUGUUUAUGAGCUGCGAGUGUUCUGAAUAGAAAAAUUGCCCUUUUGUGUGAAAAUUGUGGUGAAAAAGUGCUGGAAAAGUGUUCUGAAAUGGAGCCAAGUAGCUGGAGAAUAUGAUGGAAAUGGUUCGCUGAGUCCUCCAGAGAAAAAUGGACCCAUCGCACGCCUUCAAGGACAACCCCAGCUGUGAUAGACCAGCCCUUCCGCCGCGACUUAAUUCGCGAUCCACCCUCACGGCGCCCUCAGUGGGCCCUGCCCCGCCACCGUCAACCUCUUCAUCUGCCUCAGAUGAUUACUACGGGGUGACUGUGCCCACAGAUCCCCCCGCUGUCCCUCAAAAGAGCCACUCGGGCAGCGAAAAGGGACCCAGUGGGGAUUUUACGGGGGCCAGUGUAGCACUGGCGAAUGCCGAGUGGUACUGGGGCAAAAUUACGCGAGAUGAGGUGAAGGAUAGGUUAAAGGAUAUGCCGGAUGGGUCAUUCUUGAUACGUGAUGCCUCGAGCCAGAAGGGCGAGUAUACGCUCACCAUUCGCAAGGAUGGCAGUGAUAAGUUGGUAAAAAUCGGCCAUAGAAAUGGAAAAUAUGGCUUUACGGAGCCAUAUACAUUUCCAUCUGUGGUAGAAUUGGUCAAUUACUUUCGCAAGGAGUCUCUCAAGCAGUACAACAAUGUGCUUGACAUCAAGCUCAUGUAUCCUAUCUCGAGGUACAAUCAGGAAGAAGAUACAACGGGAGUGGCAAAUGAGAGUGAUGUGAACAAAUUGGUAGAGCAAUUUUUGGAAGUGCACGAAAAAUACCUGAAGAAGUCACAAAAUUACAAUGAGAUGCACGAUUCGUAUCAGCGAAUGGAGAUUGAGAUAGAUUUUAAGCGACAAGCACUUGAGGCAUUCCACGAGGCGAUAUCCAUGUUUGAGGAUCAGAUAAAGCUGCAGGAGAAGCUGAAAACACAAGCGCAACCGCAUGAGAUAAAGAGUCUCAAUGAAAACUACGACAUUCUCAAUCAGCGACUCGGUGCACUCAGUGAGAGCAAGGAAAAACUUGAGAAUGAUAUUGCAAUGCAAAAUAAGGAAUUUCAAGCAUUUGAACGCGAUAUCAAUUACCUCAAGCCUGAAGUGCUCAAUUUGUCCCGACAAAAGGAGAAACUCCACGGAUGGCUCCUUCAUCAUGGUCUAACACACGAACAUAUUAAUCAGAUAAUGGAGGAUGGCCUUCGGUCGUGGGCGAAUCUGAAUAACAUUCAAAUGACCCAUUAUGACGAAUCAACGUGGUUCUUGCCCAAUUGCAAUCGUUUGGAAGCUGAGCAAUUGCUAACUGGCACCCAAACGGGCACCUUUCUCAUACGUCCGCGCAGCGCUGGUCACUACGCCCUGUCUAUCUCAAACAAUGGGGUACCUAAUCACUGUAUCAUCUACCAGACAGACCGGGGCUAUGGCUUUGCUGAGCCCUACAAUGUCUACAGCACACUAAAAGCUCUGGUGCUGCAUUAUGCUCACAAUUCACUCGAGGAGCACAAUGACUCCCUCCUGACCACACUCAAGUACCCUGUCUACGGACAGAAUGUCAUUGUGCCAACAACGACAGCAAUUAAAGAGGAUCAACGACAAACUAGUGGAGAGUGUUAGUGAUUUCUGUAUAUCUGCUCCCCCUUCACCCCAUUUUUUUUCUUCUUUAAAUUCUCGUUGUGUUCCUUUUAUUUUUUCUUUUUGUGAAAAUCUAAUGGACACAGAGUGAUUUGGCCGAGAAAGAGAGAAAGAAAGAGAGAGAGAGAGAGACGUUAUCAAAAAAAAUGAAAGAAAUAUUCGUGUUAAUUUUUUUUCUGGCAGAGAAUCUUCCUCACAAAACAAAUUAUUUCGAGUAUAUAUUAUAUAUAAGAAUAAUGUGAUUUCUUUUUUAUACUAUUAAUUAUAUAUAUAUAAAAAAAACAAAAUACAGAAAAUAAAACACAAUUUACUUGUAAAAUUUAAUCUUAGUUGUUGCAAUGAAUUCAAUAUCUAAAAAAAACAACCUUUUCCAGUCAAAACAUCCCCCUAAGAAAUAAAAAAAAUAUAUAAUAAAUGUCUAAAAAAACAAAAACGAUACUUCAGAAUCGAAAAACAAGUGUUUUAUAAUCAAAUAGAUGGUGGCAAAAAACAUACAGCAGAUAAACUAUGAAUAAAAAAAAUAUUAGGAGAUAUUAGGAUCUUAGAUAUUUGUAAGAUAAUGUGAAAGGAUAUAACGUUGUGUGUUAACAAAAAAAAAGUAACUAUGAUGAUUCGCGAAAAUAUAUGUAAUUUCCUCCAAAAAAAAAAAACCAACCAACCAAACUUACUAAAGAUAAUCGCUUGAGCACUCUCUGUUGCCAUCCUUGUGGUGUAUAAAAUAAAUAGUAAUUGUGGAAUGGAUUGAAUUGGACAAGACAAUGUGUGCAGAUUUUUUUUUGUGCCAUUUUAAAAGAUUAUUAUUUUUUGUUUCUCUAAAUGAUUCUUAAACAAAUGUGUCUUCUUUUUCGUCAAUUAUUCUCAGAAAGGAAAAAAAAACAAAAAACAAAUCAAAAAAGUCUAAUUUAAUCUUAAUUUUUCAAAAAUUACAUCAACAAAAUUAACAAAGUUCGAAUAGAAUUAUCAUGAUUAAAAAAAAAAACCAACAGAAGUGUUUUUUUUUUCUUAAAAAAAAAGAUGGAUAAACAAUUGAGUUAAAGAGAGAGAGAGAAAGAGAGAGAGACGAAUGUGGAGUUUAUUGAUAGAAAUGUGUACCUUCAUUAUAUAAGGAAACAAAUUUAAAUGAAAAAAAAAACUAUAAAUUUUACAGUGAAUUAAAUAAAAAAUUAUUAUCGUGUCCGAAUGUGUAAAGGAGAAAAGAAGAUGUUGUGUAAUCAAAACAAUUAUUUUAUAUAUUAUUAUAUUUACUUUUUAUUGAGUAUAGAAAUUACAAUGAAGAGAAAAAAUCUACCCCUUCUACAAAUUGUUACUUGGACAUUUGUAAUGGAUAAACAGAAAUUUGUAAAAAUACAGCCCAAGAAAACAGUAAAAAAAAACUGGUCAGAAGAUAA